GAGAGAGAGAGAGAGAGAGAGAGAGGUGCUGUUUACAUAGUAAUACACAAGUCCUGAGCCAAAGUCAAACGAGAAAGAACUUGUUCGGAAGGAUGGUGUCAUUCCUUUUCCAGACUGAAAAGCACAGGGGGAGGGUCUAAUAACUGGAGAGGGGAAGAGAGAAAGAGAAGUUACCAUUACAGUCAACUCUUACUCAGCCUGGACCAAGAGAAAAAGAAGAACAAAAGGAAGAAGGGGGAAGAAAAGAAAAGGGGACAUCCACAUUACAGCUGCAUUAACAGGAUAAACAAUCAAAAUGGAAGACUCAAGCAGCAGCAAGCCUUUCAUGGUGACGUCCUCGAUAAACUUCAAAGUCACCACUCCAUCCUUUUACAACCAGCCAAAAAAGUUUGCCUCUGUGGCACCACCACGGCCUAAAAGUCUGACCCCACCCUCAGCUCCAUCACCAACACCAGUUGGCACAGGUGUGAUUGGUCGAGUAGGAGAUCUGCCACCGCCGCCGCCUUCGCUCUGUGAUGAAUUUCCGCCCCCUCCCCCUCCACCACUGGAUGAUGAGUUACCAGCCCCUCCCCCUGAAUGCCAAACCGUACCCUCUUCCUCUGAUGCCUUCCCUCCUGCCUUCCCCGCUCCACCUUCAGUAGCUGAUGACCUUCCUCUCCCAGCUCCCCCCGAAGAGAGUGCCUGUCCACCCACCUCUCCCUCUCCCCCUCCGCCCCCACCCCCACCCCCACCCCCUCCACCUGCACCUGCUUCCAGUACCAGUGCUCCCAAUCCUGCUGUCAACCCACAGAGACUGAUGGAGAAGCAGACGAGCUUUGAUAGACAGCUGGACUCUCUAACCGACUUAUUGUCUGAGAUGGAGACCAGGGGACCUUUCAACCCCAAGUUACCAAGCCAGUAUUCUUCAGCACCAGCACCCAAGCCUUCAGCUCCUCCCCCAACUGCUCCUAAACCAGUUCUCUCCUUCCUCCCACCCCCUGAAAUGGGAGACCGCCCGCCUCCAGCACCCUGGGCAGAAGAACUGAAAGCCAGAACGAACCGACAAGCCAAUCACAACUCUGGACCAAACGCCGCUGCUCAGACGUUCGCCAAGGCCCCGGCCGUGGCUCCCAAGUCUGGUUUCGGAGGGAGGCUGACGACAUCUUCGGCCUCUCUGGCACAAAAACUGAACCAGAACCUGAACCAGUCCACAACCCCAGUCACUGGUACACCAAGACCAGCACCUCCCUCUGCCACCAGCUCUUUCCCUCCAGUUCCCACAGCUCCGCCGGCUGCACCUCCUGCUCAACCAAACAAUAUGGCGGCUGCUCCGGCCUUGAAUCAAAUAAAGAGUUCUCCUUUUGUUGGUCAGGUGAAUGCGAACCAAAACCAUCCUGCAGCUGUGCCUCCUCCUGCUCAGCCCAAGACAAUAGUAUCUCCCCCCUCCUCUUUUAGCCAGCCGAUGAAAACUCCUCCUUCAUCAACACAGCCCUCACCGCCUGGACCAAUUGCUAUCCCCGGUGGAGGUGUUCCUCUGAACAUGAGGGAAGUGGAGGAGCUAGAGAGAAUGACAAAGGACUUCAUAAAAGACAUGGACACACAUGCACCCGUCAUCACCUCCCCUCCCACAGAGGUCUGUGGGAAAUGUGGCGAAGCUCUAUCUCGAACACAGCCAGCAGUCAGAGCCAUGGAUAAACUCUUCCACUCCAACUGCUUCUGUUGCAUGAGCUGUCAUCGCCCCCUGCAGGGCAUGCAGUUCUAUGACAGGGAUGGAGCACCUCAGUGUGAGGACUGCUAUGUGAGUUCCCUGGCGGUGUGUUCCCGAUGUGGGGAGAAGAUAACUGACCGUGUGCUGAAGGCGGUGGGCCAGUGUUUCCACGCCCACUGUUUCCGCUGCAGCACCUGCUCCUGUGUACUAGAGGGGGCGCCCUUCAUAACUGAUGACAACAAUAACCCUUAUUGUGUCCAGGAUUACCACAGGCGUUUCUCCCCUCUGUGUGUGAGCUGUAAUGAACCCAUCAUUCCAGCACCAGGUAGCGAGGAGACAGUGAGAGUGGUGGCUCUCGACAAGAACUUUCACCUAAAGUGUUACCGCUGUGAGGAUUGCGCUCGUCCUCUCUCCAUAGAGGCAGAUGAAAAUGGCUGCUACCCACUGGAUGGUAAGAUCCUGUGUAUGAAGUGCCAUACCCAGCGAGCCAAGCAAGCAGCAAAGUGAUUGGCUGAUGCAGCAUGUCACAGAUUAACUAUGAACCAAAUCUAAAAGCACAGGAUUCAUUUAGCUGCCGUUUUGCCUUUGCAACAGGGCUUUAUUCAGUAUAUGUGUGCAGGCGUGAGGGUGAAUGUGCUGUGUGAAAAGAUUUGUUUGCAUGCAGAUUCAGUGUAGUAUUCCCCUGUCUCUGUUCACUUCAGUGCAGAAGUAAUGUACUGCAUUGAAAUCAACUCCACUCAACUUUUACUCCAAGUCCCUCUCUCUCUUAUCCCUCAUCCAGCCCUCUUUGUGUAAUAGAACGUAGUUUUUGUGCCAAUUCCAUGUUUACGCUAAAAUUUAGAGCAAAACUUGCACACAUACAGUUUGUUCAAAAGAACAGUCUGGUGAAUAUAAAGUUGCCUUUUUUUUAUCUCCUCAAUAUUUUUUGUAGCAACAAAACUGAUAUUGAUCUCAAAACAUUCACUGAAUGGUCUCUGUGAGCAUUGUGACUACACUGAGACAGAUAGUUACCACAGGGAGACGAGUACCAGGGACCUACAAUUUGAGCAUUUUGCAGAUUAACCACUCUGGUUGGCUGUAAGUAGAAAAUAUCUCAGAACUUUGGCAGUUGUUGUGCCUGCAAGCAUGGUAGCAGCUAUGAUGCAUUCUUAGCAAAAAAAAGUGCUUCAUGUCAGCCAAUCUGCUCAGAUAGCUAUUUUAAGUAAUCUAUGGCUAUAUGUUGACUGCAAACAUGAAGAAAACAGUGAAUGUUGCUCCAAGUUGAAUCGUGAUGUGAAUCUGUGUAUUUACAGGCAUGCCUUGAUGUAUGUCUCGUUUCUCUCUUAUUUGAUCAAACAUGCUGUAUAAGGGCACGAUGAGAACAAAAGUCGGUCGUUUUCUUCUCAAAAGUAGUGUAGAGAUGAUUAAACAUUGUAUUUUUAGAUGCAUGCUUUUUGGAUGCACACAUUGUGAACAAAAACUGAGCACAGCGCCUUCCAGGGAACCUUACAUUUAAAAAAGGUGAAGUUAUAAAUGUCAGCUGCAUGGCUGAAAACAGGACCUAAUAUGUGAUCAUUGCACACUUCCCUAGUGAAAUAAAAAAUAUCGUUUAGGUGUCACUUUGACUCUGUAGCUCCCGCACAUGAUCAAUUCAGUUUAAGUAAAAACCUUCUCAAGACAUCAAUGCAUCUUUUGAUAUGCAUUUUCUUGAAAUCUUGCUUUAAAUUGAAUAAUUACAGGACCUGUUUUUCAUUAAGUAUUAAGGUUAUGUUUCUACAAGUACUAAAAUAACCUCUCCCUAUUGUAGGAUCAGUAGUUAUUAGUUCUGAAUUUUAGAUAACGGAUGUUAACACAUAGUGACCAAACAUUAGAAAGCUGUUUGUAAGAUCGUUAAUGUUACAGUAAAAUUGGAUUCAGUGUUGUGUAAAUCAUGUUUUUAUCACAGUAUCUGUUUGAGCCUACUUUUUUCUUCCUCAUCUAGUCUCAUUUUACAGUAAAUACCACUAUUCUUUCCACUAUUCAUCUUUUGUACUCAAGCCUGUCCAUAUCUGUUUUAUACUAUUAUAUUCUCUUACUGUACUGUAUUUCAUGAUGAUACCUACAUUUAUUUGGUCUCGUGUUUAACCUAGAUUUUGUCUUCUCCUCUGUUGUAUUCCAUUGUUCCUUUUGAAUUGAGCCUGGUUUGCAGCCACACAAAUUCAUUCCAUAAUAACAAACAGUUGUAACUUGUGCUUACAUUGAGCCUGGUGUAGUAUAACACCAGAAAGACUUCAAUGGCAAUAGUUACUCAGCAUUGCAUGCUAGCUGUGUAGGUAAUGGCAUUUCCUGUAAUAUUAAGUGUUUUGUUUGCACCAACUUCUCCACCUUAAUGGCCCUGCCUUUGACAUCACUCUGUGAUCUUAUGACAAUGCCUUCACACUUAAGUGGCGUUUUGUUGUGCGAUAUUUCCCAUUGUAUUACACGCAGUUGCCUUGUCUUUUCAUGUAACUUUUUAAAAAUAUAAAAUUUCUGUUUGAUAUGUGUGAAUGUGUAUAUGUUUAAAAACUUUACUUAGCCUAAGCCCUUCCCCUUUGGCUGUAUCAAAAGAUAAACAAAUAAAUAAAAUACCAAAUACAAACCA
Messenger RNA from Labrus mixtus (cuckoo wrasse), 4286 nucleotides. It is a transcript of the gene zyx, whose product is annotated as zyxin. The transcript has 10 exons. The coding region runs from base 296 to 2194 and encodes 632 amino acids. Gene Ontology annotation, biological process: integrin-mediated signaling pathway; transforming growth factor beta receptor signaling pathway. The record is from RefSeq and is a predicted model, not a curated record. Lineage: Eukaryota; Metazoa; Chordata; Actinopteri; Labriformes; Labridae.